Molecule: messenger RNA, 2410 nt
Organism: Fundulus heteroclitus (mummichog)
Lineage: Eukaryota; Metazoa; Chordata; Actinopteri; Cyprinodontiformes; Fundulidae
Gene: tra2b
Product: transformer 2 beta homolog
Exons: 7
Coding region: 805-1677 (290 amino acids)
Biological process (GO): positive regulation of mRNA splicing, via spliceosome
Cellular component (GO): spliceosomal complex
Molecular function (GO): RNA binding
Source: RefSeq, a predicted model, not a curated record
UAGCUUCCAUACGUCUCUUUUUUUUUAAUCUGAGCCACAGUUCACUGGACUUUUGAAUCUUCCUUUAUCAUUGCAUCCUUGUUUUCCUGAAACUGUUACCGGUAAAAGACGGUAGUGAAUGUGGAACCACUGAAAGUGAAGUUUCUUAAACUGACCAAUGAGCAUUUGUAAACUUUUUUAACAUUUGUCACAAAAUCCUGAUGAAAAUUUGAAUGAGAGUGUCGUUUCAAUUGUAGUCAUAUAUUCUUCAUCCUUUUCUUUUCCAUUAAGGUUAAGGUUCGACGAAGAAAAUGCAGAAGAAGUCUCAUGCCCACUUUAUUUUCAGUAAUAUGAAGCUCAGAUGUGUGAAGCUGAAUUGUUGAAUGCAUGCUAAACAUGAGGAGGGAAGAACUUUGAGCAGUGUGUGAGAAGGGGGAAGUCAGAAGAUGUAAGAAAAUUGAAGAAAGAAGAAUAAUGUGAAGUAAUGAAGUUACAGAAAUGAAGUUAAGGAAGUAAUCUGGAUAAGGUCACUGCGCUAAGUAAUUUUCUGGUCUAUUUAUCAAAUGCGUGCAUGUCAUUGUUAUUGAAUACAUCACACUAAUUCAUGUUAUAGCUAUUUUUAUUUUUCAAUCUUACUAUAUUUGUUAAAGUAAUCCUAGUGAUGUCAUACUUUCAUUGGCUAGACAAAAUUAACCUGCAUAUAUAAUUGUCAAUUUCUACAUCUUUUUUUUUUUUUUUUUUUUUUUCUUCAAAUUUUCCAGGAUAGUAUUAAAUUUCUAGUACCGAGUUGUAGCACAUUUCUUACUUUCGGUCACCUCUACUGGGAUGAUGACGUGUUUGUUUGUGUGUGUGUGGUUCGUUCAGGAGUCUCGCUCCGCCUCCAGGAGCGUGAGUCCCCGCGGCUCUGGGAAGUCAGCAAGCCGCUCCCCAGCUCGUUCAGCGGCCCGGUCAAAGGAUGGAUCCCACCACUCCCGCUCUAAGUCCUGGUCUCGGUCCAGGUCCCGCUCAGGCUCCCAUUCUCACCGCGGGUCUCGCAAGCACUACAGCCAUUCCCGGUCCCGCUCCAGGUCCCACCGGCGCAGGUCUCGCAGCAGGUCCUACAGUGGAGAGCGCCGGCGCAGAAGCCUCAGUCAUUCGCCCAUGUCUAAUCGGCGCAGGCACAUCGGCAAUCGGGCUAAUCCAGAUCCCAAUGCGUGCCUGGGGGUGUUUGGCCUGAGCCUGUACACCACGGAGAGGGAUCUGAGGGACGUCUUCUCUAAAUACGGGCCCCUGGCAGAUGUUUCCAUCGUGUAUGACCAGCAGUCGAGGCGCUCCAGGGGCUUUGCCUUUGUUUACUUUGAGAACACAGCUGAUGCUAAAGAGGCUAAGGACCAGGCUAACGGCAUGGAGCUGGACGGUCGCAGAAUCCGGGUGGAUUUCUCCAUCACCAAGAGACCUCACACCCCAACUCCAGGAAUCUACAUGGGGCGGCCCACAUAUGGCGGCGGCGGCGGUGGUGGUGGCGGCCCCGCUGCACCCCGGCGCUAUUCACGCGACUACGAUCGUGGAUACGACCGCGGAUACGACAGAGGCGGCUACGAUCGCUAUGACGACAGGGAUUACUACAGAUCAUACAGGCGAAGAUCUCCUUCACCUUACUACAGAGGAGCAUACAGGUCUCGUUCAAGAUCCCGGUCCUAUUCUCCUCGUCGGUACUGAGCAGUGAAGGCAGUCAUGAACCCCCUUUUUCCAUGGACAGACGAGAGGUUUCUCCUAAAGAUUUGUUAGACUUUAUUGUAGAUAUUCUAUUCUCGAGGAGCCGCGUGGCUUUCUUUGACAUGGAGUUUGAUGAGCAAAUGAUGUAUGAAGUUCCUGUCAGCGCAGAACACCAGCAGUGUAUGCUUCUCAAUGUACUGAUGUGAGAAGGGACGGCAGAAAACCUUUCCACGCGUUAAUAUCCCUCAGACCGUAGCCUUUCUGCACAAUGUGAAACUUGGGAGUUGCUUGUCUGCUUAUGUUUCAGUUUAGUUUGUUAUUGUGUAAUUUUUGGUGUUUUUUUUUUUUUUAAAGUUCCAACCUGGUGUAACCCUUUAGAUUUCAUAUGCGGUGUUGGGCCUCCAUCUCCUGUGUUCUCCGGGUACGGCUCUUCGCCUCAGAGAACAUUUACGUUAAGUUUCUGGCCAAUAUAAUAUACUCCUAUUAUUAAACGGACAAAUUUCUCAUCCAACUCCACACCCAAGAAACCAAGCGGUCCCACAGUUCCUCCAGCUCGUCUCGGUGAAAAUGAAACGACACAUUUGACGCUGUCCCCUCGUUUUAAAAUUUUAAAUGUACAGGCCAGGUCUGUUGUAAAUGGCAUAUUAAUUUAUGGGUUUUGUUGUGUACAAGUUGAGUGAAAAUUCAACAACCUUAAACAAAUUAAAAGGGAGUUGCUUUUUUUUUUUUUCCACCA